Molecule: messenger RNA, 948 nt
Organism: Merops nubicus (carmine bee-eater)
Lineage: Eukaryota; Metazoa; Chordata; Aves; Coraciiformes; Meropidae
Gene: GSG1
Product: germ cell associated 1
Exons: 5
Coding region: 1-948 (315 amino acids)
Cellular component (GO): plasma membrane
Source: RefSeq, a predicted model, not a curated record
AUGGAGCUGCCGAAGGCGCUGCCGUGGCGCCGGGCGUUCCUGGCCGUCAUCCUCAACCUGCUGGCACUCAGCCUCUCCACCACCGCCCUGCUCGGCAGCUACUGGUGCACGGGCACCCAGAAAGUGCCCAAGCCUUUGUGCGGGAAGAGCAAAGCCACCAAGUGCAUCGGGGUGCCCGCGGCAGGCGAGGCGGGCGCUGGGAACACCUCCUCGGAGGAGGUGGUGCACUACAGCUGGGAGACCGGCGACGACCGCUUCGCCUUCCGCUACUUCCACACCGGCAUGUGGCUCUCCUGCGAGGAGAGCAUGGAGGGGCCAGAAGAGAAAUGCCGCAGCUUCAUCGAGCUGUCCCCACCGGCAGAGAGAGGAAUCCUGUGGCUGUCCCUGGGAUCAGAGAUGUUGUACAUCAGCUUGCUGCUCAUCAGCUUCAUCCUCCUGAUGGUGGAAAUGCUGCACACUGGCAAUCCUGUCUGUGGGUUGAAACUCAAUGCCUUUGCUGCCGUCUCCUCAGUACUGUCAGGUCUCCUCGGGAUGGUGGCACACAUGAUGUACUCUCAAGUCUUCCAGGCGACGGUUAAUCUGGGACCAGAGGACUGGAGACCACACACAUGGGACUAUGGUUGGGCAUUCUACAUGGCCUGGGUCUCCUUCACCUGCUGCAUGGCCUCUGCCGUCACCACCCUCAACACCUACACCAAAACGGUGCUGGAGUUCAAGAGGAACCACUUCAAGGGCUACGACGGGAGCUUCAAGGUCCCUCCUCAGCACCACCAGUGCUUCCUCCAGCAGCAGAUAAGCAGCUACUACCUGCCCCAGAAGCAGCCCCUCCACUCGCUCUCCGAGGGAGCUGACUUCUACGCCGAGCUGCAGCAGAAGGUGCUGCAGAGGGACCCAGAGCUGGAGCUGGAUGAGGUCCUGGGACAGAUGAUGGGGGAAGAUCACUGCUAG